Messenger RNA from Exophiala bonariae, 1650 nucleotides. RefSeq lists its product as uncharacterized. Bases 1 to 1650 code for a protein of 549 amino acids. The record is from RefSeq and is a predicted model, not a curated record. NCBI's taxonomy places the organism in Eukaryota, Fungi, Ascomycota, Eurotiomycetes, Chaetothyriales, Herpotrichiellaceae. Gene Ontology annotation, molecular function: cystathionine beta-synthase activity. Gene Ontology annotation, cellular component: cytoplasm. The transcript is spliced from 2 exons.
AUGGCACAACCGACAUCUCGAUUCCACGCCAAAGGCACCCACGCCAGCGUGACCGAGCUCAUCGGCCAGACUCCUCUCGUCAAACUCCAGAAGAUUCCUCAAUCCUUAGGUAUCGAAGCCACUGUCUAUGCGAAAUGCGAGUUCUUCAAUGCCGGUGGGAGUGUCAAGGAUCGAAUUGCUCUACGCAUGAUUGAACAAGCCGAGAAGUCUGGCCGCAUAAAGCCCGGCGAUACUCUGAUCGAGCCCACAAGUGGAAAUACCGGAAUCGGUCUUGCUCUCGUGGCAUCUGUCAAGGGCUACAAAACCAUCAUCACCCUCCCAGAAAAGAUGUCCGCCGAGAAAGUUGCUGUCCUCAAAGCCUUGAAUGCAACCAUCAUUCGUACGCCGACACAAGCCGCCUUCGAUAGUCCCGAAUCGCACAUCGGCGUUGCAAAACGUCUGGAGAAGGAAAUUCCCAACGCACAUAUUCUCGAUCAAUACGGAAAUCCAGAUAAUCCGUUGGCCCACGAACUCGGAACCGCCCAAGAAAUAUGGGAACAGACCGAAGGACACAUUACAGCGAUCGUUGCAGGCGCGGGGACAGGCGGCACAAUAACCGGACUGGCUCGAGGGCUGCACAAGCACAACAAGGCCAUCAAGGUCAUUGCUGCUGACCCGCAAGGCUCAAUUCUCGCCCUUCCCUCCCAACUCAACGAUGAAUUCAAGGAUCAACCAUACAAAGUGGAGGGGAUCGGGUACGACUUCAUUCCCGAUGUACUGGACCAAAAAGCUGUCGACAAAUGGUACAAGACCGACGAUCGGGACUCCUUCCACUAUGCCCGCCGUCUGAUUGCCGAGGAAGGCUUGCUGGCUGGAGGUAGCAGUGGCUCUGCGAUGGCCGGCCUGGUUGCAGCACAUCGAGAAACCCCCUUCACCAAGGACGAUGUCGUGGUAGUGGUCCUCCCCGACAGCAUCCGCUCCUACCUCAGCAAAUUCAUCGACGACGACUGGCUGGCAGCCAACGACCUCCUCCCACCAACACCACCCUCCGAGUCCGUGGAAAGUCCCCGCCUCUCCCGCAGCCGUACCGACUCAUUGCGACAGAAUGACCAGUUCCGCGGUGCCCGCGUCAAGGACCUCCGCCUCAAACCGGUCUCCACCGUGACAAGCGACUCGACCUGCAGCUCCGCCAUCGAAGUGAUGCGCGAGAAGGGCUUCGACCAGCUGCCCGUGCUGGCACCCCGCGGCCGACGCCUCGUCGGGCUCGUCACGCUCGGCAAUCUUCUCAGCCGGAUCUCGCACGGCCGCGCCACAGGCAAGUCGCCUGUUGCGGACGUCAUGUUCGACUUCACGCAGAUCAGCGAGGUCAUCACCGACCCGCGCCACAUCGGCGAUAUUACCGGCGCGGCGAAGCUGUCUGACCGCACCAACGGCAAUACCGGCGACGAAGACCACCAGCAUGCCAAAGCCCGCCAGUUCGUCGAGAUUACCGUCGACACGCCACUUAGUGCUCUGAACCGCUUCUUCGAGUGGCAGAGCGCCGCCAUCGUCACGGAACGUGACUUGAGUUCGAGUGAGAGCUCUGGAAAAGGCGGUGCGCUGAAACCCGUCGGCGUUGUUACCAAGGUCGAUCUGCUUACUUGGUUGCUUACCGAGCACAAGAUACGUUAG